GAAGCACUUUGAGAGUGGUGAUAAGAAGCAGGGUUUGGAAACGCAAGCGGUGUUGGGAAAUGCAAGCUUAUGUGGAUUUAUAGAAUGGUAUGUAAUUUGGUCUUUGAGGGUAAAAGUUGUACUCCCAUUGAUGUUAUUGAAGCUUCUCUGAAUGCUCAGGUGGAGUUCCUUCAGGAUUAGGGUCCUCCUUAGCUAGUCCUGUGACCUCUGCUAUGAGUCAUCAUGAAGAAAAACAGUUGUCACAGGUUUUUUGGAAAUCAAACUCGUUUUGAUCCCUCAAAUGUCCCUUUACCAGACAAUCGUUGGAUUUUAAAAUGUAUAGAUAUUAUGCGAAUUAGACAAUUAGGGAUUGGAGUGGGGCCGAAACUUGGAAAAAAAGGGUUAUCAGGUAAAUCCAAAUUGUGUACAACGAGCUAUCAGGUGUGGUAAACAUUCGACGGCUGAAAGGAUCCGAUCAUGCACCCAACCAUCAAAUGCUCACGCCAGGUCACCGCAGCGAUUCUGAUACCGCGCGCCUACGUCUGGAUACAGGACCGCGUGACAAAAACAGCCCUUGACUCCGAUGCUGAUGCGUGGGAUGCUGUCAUUGGACUGGGUGCUGACGCAGCAAUAGAGGGACGAGUCUCUCCAUCCAUACGUUUGCGUCUCGGAAUCUGAAUUCUCUCCAGUUUUAGUCGUCCUGCACAGAGCCGAUAAGAAUUUCUAGGGUUCAGACUUGAGAGAGAGAGAGAGAGAGUGCAAGAUGGAACUGGAGGUGGUGGGAUGGCACGCUCUUCUAUUCGACGACGACGCGACCUCUACUUACGUUGAUUCAAAGGACGCCCUUGUUGAAUGGAACGCGCUUCUCAUCGAUCGAUACGAUGUUCGCCAUCUCCUUCAACACCCUCCUCCUCCCCUCAAGAAGCGGCGGCACCUCCCUUCUUCUCCUACCUCAUCGGAAACCGAGCUCGAUCAGGAGAGAUACCUCGACCUACCUCCUCCUUCUGAUGACCUAGAUUCAUCAUCUCUCCUAGGAUCAGAUAAUGGAGCAGAACCAGCAGUUGGUGGUGGUUAUCACGCAGUUACAUUCUCUUAUGGAAAUCCGGGUGUUUCUACUGAUGAAAAAAAUUCUGAUGCUGGGUUGGGAUAUUCCAGUUUUCUGCCUCCUUUCCCAGUGCCUGAAAGCCUUCUUCAAAACCUACCAUCUACAGAGAAAGUACAUCAGAUCAUUGCAAGGACUGCUAUAUUUGUCUGCAAAAAUGGGGGUCAGUCAGAAACUGUAUUGAGGGUCAAACAAUGGGACAAUCCAACUUUUGGGUUUCUAAUGCCCAACCAUCAUCUUCAUGCAUACUUCAAGUUCCUUGUUGGUCAUGUGGAUCUUCUGAAUUAUGAUGUAGAUGCUAAACUUGUAGUUGAGAAGAAUGAAGGGAAUAAUCCGAUAAAUGAUGUUUCUGGUGAGGCAUUAUCCUUGCUUGGUUCUUUAUAUGGUUCUGGAGAAGACGAGGAUGGUACACUCCAGUUUGUCUCAGAAUCUAAAGAGAAGGAACCUGGUGAAUCCUUAUAUCCUGCUAAUGCAACAAUUUCUCAUGGGACAGAAUGUGCAGAAUCUUCUGUUAGAUUGCCUGGAAAAGCUGCUGAGGCUCCCAAGCCCCUUCUUCGUGCUGCUAAAGAAAAGUCUCUUUUGUCAAAAAGAAAUCGAUCUGGGACUGCUGAUAAUUCUGAUGUCACAUGUAGCGAGAAAAGAGAAGUUGAUGCCCAAGGUUCGUUUGGUGUUUCCAUGGAGAAGCCACAGGCAUCCACUUUGCCAAGCACCUCUAAGGUUGAAUCUUUGAUUUUGGAGCCUCCGUCCCAUUUAAAGAGGAUGGUUGAUAAAAUAGUGGAGUUUAUUUUGAAAAAGGGGAAAGAGUUUGAAGCAGUACUCAUAGAGCAAGAUAGCAAAAAUGGGAGCUUUCCAUUCCUUUUACCGUCCAAUCAAUAUAAUCCUUAUUAUCUGAAAGUUCUUCAAAAUGCUCAGGAGUCUAUGUUUCCUGGGAAGCGUUUUGCUGCUCCAAACCAUGACAAGAUUGGAAAUGUGGGGGGUCAGAAAGGUGGUCUGUCCAAAGACGACAGUGUUGCACUACCCAGAGUAUCUUCAGUUUCUGAUAUUCCUUUUGAUUCUGAGAGGAAAGAGAAAUUUAAAAUGGUAAUUGGUGGGUUAAAAAAGGAUUCUCAUGAUCUUCCACCCAAACCUCCUCAACAGCAGAGUGGAGUGAGCGUAGAUACUGUUGCAGCUAUUCUUCUGGCAGCAACAAGAGGCCUGAGGUACCAUGCGGAUGAUUCAAGUGUUGGCCUUGGUAAGGGUGGGCCAACCUCAAGCUUUGACAGUCUAUCCUCAUCGCAAGGUCAGGGCUCUACACAAAAACCUAUUCCUAAUGGUAAGUCCUGUGCUUCCAUGUCCAUUGAGUUGUCUAGAUCUGCUGGCCAGUCUGAAAAGGAGGGUAGCAAAACCAGUGGUGUAUCAGUGGCUAAGGCUAUUGCAAAGACGGCUGCCCUUGCUGCUGCCAGUGAAGCUGACUCUUCUGAAGCAAGCUUGACAAAGGAGCAGAAGCAGAAGGUAGAGAGGUUGAAGAGGGCAAAGAUGUUUGCAGCUAUGAUAAAGGGUGGUACUGCAACUCAUGGAAAGGAUCUGCCGACCCAUUCUUCUGAACCCCCUGAUUCUGUGCUGCCUGGCUUACUGGAUUCUGGCUGUGAGGCUUCAACAUUGAAUGAUGCAACAGUGGCACCUGGCACCUCAAAUCUUUCAGGUGCAGAAGUGGAUCUUCUGAGAAGAGAAAGAGGAUGGAGCUCAGUGCCAGUAAAUAUCAAAACCUCUCAUAGAUCGAAGUCUGAAAGGCAUGGCUCUGAUGAUGAUACCAAGGAGCAAAAAUCAAGGAAGAAGCACCGGCCAAGGUCAAGAAGGUAUGAAGAAGACGGUGAUGAUGAUGGUGAUGAAUGUGAUCAUAGGCAAAACCGGAAGAAGCACCGUUCCCAUCGUUCUUCGUCCCACCGCAAAGAUGAGCAAAAGCACAGAAAAAGACAUUCAUCUCCAGAUUAUGAGGAAUCUCAUCGUGGCCAGAAGCGUCAUAGCUUAUCUGAGGAUGGGCAUAAGCAUCGACUUAGAGCUGAGAGGCAUAGAGGCCACUCAAAAAGAGAAGUGGAAGCUGAGAAUGAGGUCAGUACAGAAGUCACAGGUCAAACAAGUACUCUCAGGGUUGAUGACUGUGGCAGUAUGGAGGCUGCUCUGGAUUUAUCAAAAGAUGUUCGAGAGGGAUCAAACUCAUUGGUUGCUGGUACUUCACCUUCUGACACUACCGAAGUAUCUGAGGAUCUGAGAGCAAAAGUCCGGGCCAUGUUGUUGGCAACCAUGUGAUCAGCAGUGUUUCUUAUUCUUCUAAAUCAUGAAGUUCCUCUGAAUUCAAUCAACCCACCCCACCCACACCACCACCCCCUCCCCCACCCC
Molecule: messenger RNA, 3457 nt
Organism: Macadamia integrifolia
Lineage: Eukaryota; Viridiplantae; Streptophyta; Magnoliopsida; Proteales; Proteaceae
Product: splicing factor, suppressor of white-apricot homolog
Exons: 4
Coding region: 743-3367 (874 amino acids)
Biological process (GO): mRNA 5'-splice site recognition; RNA processing
Molecular function (GO): RNA binding
Source: RefSeq, a predicted model, not a curated record